Molecule: messenger RNA, 2040 nt
Organism: Plectropomus leopardus (leopard coralgrouper)
Lineage: Eukaryota; Metazoa; Chordata; Actinopteri; Perciformes; Serranidae
Gene: d2hgdh
Product: D-2-hydroxyglutarate dehydrogenase
Cellular component (GO): mitochondrion
Molecular function (GO): FAD binding; catalytic activity
Source: RefSeq, a predicted model, not a curated record
CGUCAUGAACGCAUAACAUGCUAGCUGUAAACUCCUUCUGUGGUCAUGCUUAAGUAACUUUUCUGUCCUUGGACUUUGUGACACGUUUGCGCUGAGAUAUGACACUAAAGAAGACACACGGACGAAAGGAUGGGGGUUGUUAGCUGAACGUUUGAGCCUGUUUUGUCAUCUAUACACCUGUGAGAAAUAAACCUCAUGGCGGGGAUUUUCCAAAGAACACUAAGACUGAAGACAGCUCUGAGAUAUCUGAGCCCCCACUGCACCUUCUCAUCAGCAGCCAAAGUCAGACUUUCACCUGUGAACCUCCGCAGUCCAUUUCUUCCCUUCACCUCAUGCUGUCGAAAGCUGCACACCGGGGCAGAGGGGCCUGAGCCGUCCCCUGCUGCAGCCCCAGACAGGCUGCCUUUCUCCAGGAUAACUCAGGAAGACUUGGCCUUCUUCAGGAAGAUCCUGCCAGCCAGAGCCCUAACUGAUCCAGACCUGCUGGAGUCCAGUAAUGUGGAUUGGCUCAAGUCAGUGAGAGGUUCCAGUGAACUGCUGCUGAGACCUCAAACAACUGAGGAAGUUUCUCAGAUUCUCAAGUAUUGUAACAGUCGUAAUCUGGCGGUGAACCCUCAGGGAGGAAACACUGGGCUGGUUGGAGGCAGUGUGCCAGUUUAUGAUGAGGUCAUCCUCUCCACUGCCCUCAUGAACAACAUCCUUACCUUUGAUAGCAUCUCAGGCAUUCUGACCUGUCAGGCAGGUUGUGUCUUGGAGAACCUGUCCCUUUACCUGGAGGAGAGAGACUACAUCAUGCCACUCGAUCUGGGGGCAAAAGGCAGUUGCCACAUUGGGGGAAACGUGGCAACAAAUGCAGGUGGACUCCGGCUACUGAGAUAUGGCUCCUUACACGGGACUGUGCUCGGUCUAGAAGUGGUGUUGGCAGAUGGGCGAGUGCUGGACUGCUUGGCCACCCUGCGAAAAGAUAAUACAGGAUAUGACCUCAAGCAGCUCUUCAUCGGGUCAGAAGGCACACUGGGGGUCAUCACUGCAGUAUCCAUCCUCUGUCCACGGAAACCCAAAUCUGUUAAUGUGGUUUUGCUGGGCUGUGAGACCUUUGAGCAGCUGCUGAAGACAUUUAAGCUCUGCAGAGGCAUGCUGGGAGAAAUCCUGUCAGCCUACGAAUUCCUGGACAGUGAAUGUAUGAGGCUGCUGAAUACGCACCUCAAACUACCCAAUCCCAUCUCUGAUUGUCCGUUCUACGUUGUCAUAGAAACCUCUGGAUCUGACGCAACACAUGACGGCGAGAAACUCCACAAUUUCUUGGAGGAGGCGAUGACAUCAUCAUUGGUUACUGAUGGAACCGUAGCAACUGAAGACUCCAAAAUAAAGGCUCUGUGGUCGAUGCGUGAACGCGUCCCAGAGGCGCUGAGUCACGAUGGCUUCACUUAUAAGUAUGACAUCUCGCUUCCUGUGGAGCGAAUCUACCAGCUGGUGACGGACAUGAGGGGGCACCUGGGGGACCGAGCCAAGAGUGUGGUGGGGUACGGACACUUAGGAGAUGGAAACCUCCACUUGAACAUAACCUCUCCUGAAAAAGACCCUGCUCUUCUCGCUGCCAUCGAGCCGUUCGUCUACGAGUGGACAGCCAGCUGUCAGGGCAGCAUCAGUGCCGAACACGGACUGGGCCUGAAGAAGAGGAACUAUAUCUACUACAGUAAACCCAGCCAGGCUGUGGCUCUGAUGGGUAACAUCAAGGCCAUGCUGGAUCCGAAGGGCAUUCUCAACCCGUACAAGACUCUACCAGAUAACCUGAAAUGACUCAUCUGUCUCUGCUGCGGGACACUGGGCUCCUCUCUAACCAAUUCCUGACAUCCGGAAGCCACUUCCAGGGCUCCUCUUCAUCUCACGACUCCUUUCCCUUCUCCAGAGAGCUGUGAAUCUUGUCCAGGGUUUUCUUUAUGCGCAGAGCUGUUAGCCUCGCGGAAGGGUUCUGGUACCAACACUCCUUCAUCAGUUUCACCAGAGCUGAGAGAGUCUGCGAGAGAGGGGAGAAAAAGU